Molecule: messenger RNA, 1140 nt
Organism: Physella acuta
Lineage: Eukaryota; Metazoa; Mollusca; Gastropoda; Physidae
Product: N-formyl peptide receptor 3-like
Biological process (GO): G protein-coupled receptor signaling pathway
Cellular component (GO): plasma membrane
Molecular function (GO): G protein-coupled receptor activity
Source: RefSeq, a predicted model, not a curated record
AUGGAGAAGUACACGUUAUUGCCCAUCGACGACUACCACAUGUGGAUUCUGGAAUUAUUUUUUAACGUUGCUUUAGGCAUACCGCUGAGUGUCCUGGGAGUUGUGGUCAACAUUUUAAACCUGCUGGUCUUGUCACAACACAACCUGAAGGAAACCACCAACAUAAUGCUGCUGUCUCUGUCUUCACUAGAUCUCUUUUAUUCUUUCACGUCGAUUUUCUUUCAUGUAGCUAGUCUGAUUGAACUUAUUGAUCCGUAUUUCGCUAAAACGUAUCUAACUUUUAUAGAGUUGGUCCUUCGAAUGCCCAACUCCAUGAGCUUUAUCAUCACAAUUUUCCUCGUCACAGCUAUAGGAAUCGAAAGAGCUAUCGCCGUGUUAUUUCCCUUUCAUGUAUCUCGUAUAUUCACACCCUACAGAGCCAAAUGGAUGCUGCUUGGUUUAUAUCUGUUCGGGUCUGUACCUAUUUGUCCGUACUACUACAGUUUAAGAUAUAGAUGGGAGUUUAUUCCAACUGUGAGUAAGACCGUUGCCGUGCUGACAGCAACAGAUUUUUAUAUCAACAAUUUUCAAGUUAUAACAGACUAUGUGAAUUAUUUUGUAAACAACACGACAACCACAGUGCCGAUCGUCUUAAUCUUUAUCAGUUCAACUCUGAUUAUUUUUCAGCUUAAUCGCAUAAAAACUAACGAACUCUCAAACAAAACAUCCAGACUGAAAAAGGAAAUAAAAGUCGUAAAGAUGUUGUUGGUUGUUUGUCUUGUCAGCUUCAUGGUGUUGGUGCCUGUGCACGUCCUACACAGUUACCUGGCGUAUUACCUAAAGGAGCUGUCCAAUAAUUUUUACCGCUUGGUUUCGCUCCUUGCCCCUGCGAUGUACCAGGUCAACGCGAGCGUCAACUUCUUCAUCUACAUCACGAUGAGCUCCAAGUUUGCCGAGACUUACAAGUCUCUCGUGUAUUGGCCGCCAUCUAAAGAUUUUCAGUGUUCUCUUUCCUGCAGGGGUAUUGGCCGCCAACUAAAGAUCUUCAGAGUUCUCUUUCCUGCAGGUGUAUUGGCCGCCAACCAAAAAUCAGAAUCCUGUGUCCUGUGCCACCUUAUCAACCUGACUCAUGGUUUCAGCCUCAAGAUUGUCUCCAUGUAG